This is a messenger RNA of Siniperca chuatsi (mandarin fish), 4260 nucleotides long. It is a transcript of the gene a1cf, whose product is annotated as apobec1 complementation factor. Bases 205 to 2049 code for a protein of 614 amino acids. Gene Ontology annotation, cellular component: nucleus. Lineage: Eukaryota; Metazoa; Chordata; Actinopteri; Centrarchiformes; Sinipercidae. Gene Ontology annotation, molecular function: mRNA binding. The transcript has 13 exons. The record is from RefSeq and is a predicted model, not a curated record.
UUUGAUAUGAUGUGAUCACACACACACACACACACACACACACACACACACAGUGAGGCCCCUGAUGACACGUGAACACUCACACACACACACACACUCGGUCCUCAGAAUGACACAGCUCUGAUCGGAGGGAGGUGAUCUCUGAAAUUGCUCAGUGAGCACCCCUAAUUUCCCUGAUUUACAUAUUGCUGUCAAUCACACCCAAUGGAAUCCAAUCAGAAAGCAAGUGGGGACGGACUGGAGGGGACGCAGAAGGAGGCGGCACUGCGGGCGCUCAUGCAACGCACAGGAUACCAACUGCAGCAGGAGAAUGGUCAGCGGCGGUACGGUGGCCCACCGCCCGGCUGGGACGGCCCGCCGCCAGAGAGAGGCAGCGAGAUCUUUGUGGGGAAAUUACCGAGAGAUCUGUUUGAAGACGAACUGGUUCCACUGUGUGAGAAGUUUGGUAAAAUCUACGAGGUGAGGAUGAUGAUGGACUUUAAUGGGAACAACAGAGGUUAUGCCUUUGUCACCUUCAACACCAAACAGGAGGCCAAAGCAGCCAUGAAGCAGCUCAACAACUAUGAGAUCAGGAAUGGCCGCCUCCUCGGAGUUUGUGCCAGUGUCGACAACUGCCGUCUGUUUGUGGGCGGGAUUCCCAAAACCAAGAAGCGCGAGGAGAUCCUUUCUGAGAUGAGGAAGGUCACUGAUGGAGUUGUGGACGUCAUCGUGUACCCCAGCGCUGCUGAUAAAUCCAAGAACCGAGGCUUUGCCUUCGUUGAGUACGACAGCCACCGAGCAGCCGCCAUGGCCCGCCGCAAACUACUGCCAGGUCGUAUUCAGCUGUGGGGUCAUGCCAUCGCUGUGGACUGGGCGGAGCCUGAGGUGGAGGUGGACGAGGAUACCAUGGCAACCGUCAAGAUACUGUACGUCAGGAACCUGAUGCUGCAGACCACCGAGGAGACCAUCGAGAAGGAGUUUAACAGCCUCAGACCAGGUGCAGUGGAGCGAGUGAAGAAGAUCAGAGACUACGCCUUCGUCCAUUUCACCCAGAGAGAAGACGCCAUCAACGCCAUGAACGCCCUCAACGGAAAGGUGGUGGAUGGGUCUCCCAUCGAGGUGACUCUGGCCAAGCCUGUCGACAAGGACAGUUACGUCCGUUACACCAGAGGGACUGGAGGGCGGGGAGGACCUCUGCUGCAGACCGACUACGCUGCCUACACUCUGGGACAGGUGUACGACCCCUCAGCAGCGUACCUUGGUCCGCCCGUGUUUUAUGCUCCCCAAGCCUACACUGCCAUACCAGGUCAGUUCCGCUUCCCGCCGGCCAAAGCUCAAGUGGGAGGUCGAGGUCUGAUCAGAACGCCGUCUGUUAGAGAAAUUUACAUGACUGUACCUGUAGGGGCUGCCGGGGUGCGGGGGCUGGGUGGGCGGGGCUACCUGGCCUACGCUGCCGGGGUCGGAGCCAUGGGCCGAGGCAGCAGUGGUGGUGCCUCCUAUGGCCUGAAGGUGGACAAGCAGGCCGAGGAGAAGCUGUAUGACCUGCUGCCGGGUAUGGAGCUGACCCCCAUGAACCCUGCUGCCAUGAGCCUGAAGGCCGCUGCCAUCAAACCUGCACCACAGGUUCUGGAGGAGUUGUGUCAAAAGAAUAACUGGGGUCAGCCCGUCUAUCAGCUCCACUCUGCCAUCAGUCCAGACCAGAGACAACUCUUUCUCUACAAGAUCACCAUACCAGCUUUGGCUACACAGUACCCCAAUGUCCAUCCCUUCACGCCUGCUAAGCUGUGUGCGGCUGUAGAAGAAGCUAAAGUCCACGCGGCCGAGCACACCCUGCAGACGCUUGGUCUGCAGACAGAGGGCGCCGCCGACGCCAGCUGUGCUACUGCUGCCGCUGUGGCCUCAGUAGCCUUCCCAGGUUACACUCUGGCGAGCCCGGCGUCGUCUGCGGUCGCCUCCCAGCUGAAGCAGGCCGUGUCUCUGGGUCAGGACCUGACCGCCUACACCACCUACGAGGGCUACCCAGCCUUUGCUGUGGCGACGCGCCACACCGACGGCUACGGCGUUUUCUAGAACAGCGGUUUCCGAAGAGGAACAGCUGAGGACGCAUUCACACUAAACUGCUUUUUUUUUUUUUUUCAAGUGUGUGUUUUACAUUUUAAAUCCGUUUAAAAAGUUUUCAGUUUAUGAGUGGCUGGUUGAUUACGGUAAAAAAAAAAAAAAAAGUGGGAAUGAAUGAGCUCGUUGUUGAUCGCAGUGUGAACUUUGUGAGAGUUAUUUCUACAAAAACAAAAGCAGAAUAGUGUGAAUGCACCUUUACGCUGGCUGCUGUCCAACUGCCUGUAGUUUUUACAUCAAGACAAAACCACUGUGGACUUUCGUCUCGACACAUUUUGAAAACCGCUGCUGGAAAACGUUUCAGGCUCGUCACUCGCCCUGAAACAAAUUCCUCACCUGUCACAUCUUUUUCUUUUUUCAGAUUAUCUGCCUCUGCUCUUCUACCUUUGUUUGAUCUGAAUUAUGUGUAUGUGCAUAUAUCUGUGAUUAUUUCGUGAUCGGUUUAGUAGCUGGCUUAUGAUUGGCUGUAGGUAUGAAUUAAUUUUUUGAUCAGUUAAUAUGUUUUUUUUCAGUUUUUAGUUUGUUUGCAUUUUCCUAGCAGUAUGUUUACAAUAUUCAGAGACCGAAUUGGCUAAAUAGAUUUUAUUUUAUCCUGUUUUGUAACUCUGCGUUAUUAUCUCUAAGAUAACUGGGAUUUGUAGUUCUUUUGAAUAUCAUUCAACUGCAAAAUUUUGUUUUGCAGUGUUGUCUUCUUUUGACAAUUUCAGCUGUAUUGUUUGUCACAAUACAACAGAAAACAACCUGAAGAUACACCUGACAUGUGGACAGAGUCUGGGAUUUUAAAAUGGAAACCCUGUUGUGGUCGCUGAGGCAUUCUGGAUGUUUUAGUUUAAUAUGUUUUGUAGUUUUUAGAUUGCAUACAUCUGAAAGGAAUCCAAAUGAACAUUGUGUCCUAAACUUUUUCUCCCUCAUCCAUAUUAACAUAUGAGACCAAUGCUUGGACUAAAUGUUUUCACUUUAUUCUUUCGGUCCUCACAUCUGAUGUGUGUUACGUUAACAAAAAGAUGAAAGCUCAUUUGAAAAGCUUUUUGAAAAGCUUCAUCACGACUACCUGUAAUACUGCUGUUCUGCUACAUUGAUGCUCAGCAUAUGAAAGAAAACACCUGAAUGUGAACCUCAGAACCGGAAUAGAAACAUCGGCUUGUCAAAAUGCUUCAGGUCUUCACUGUCAUGUGGCAGUUUCCCUUUUAUUUGAUAUUUCUUUACCACGUUUCAGUAUUUUCAUGUUCACAUCGUGUGUCAUUUGUUCCACUUCUACAAAAGAAAGAUUCUUAAAUGUGCCCCGUCUCCGGAUUUUUCAACCCUAUCGCCAAACAUCAGUAUUUGACGAUUCUGCAGAACCUCAGAUUAUGCUCAUAGCUUUUCUUUCUUCCAAUGCCGACGUUUUAAAAAGUCUCUCUUUCUGCAUUAUCUGCUAGUGGCAACUAAACUGUGGUUAAGACUUGGUAGAAAUCAUAAUUAAUAAAUUAUGGCUAGGCAACUUAAAAUCUUGGUUAAAGGCACCCAACUAAAGCUUUUACGUCUGUGUCUCUUAACGAUGGUCACAAAUCAGACAAAGGAAUUCACUUGUGGAUUUGGCAGAAAAAAAAAACAAUCCGAGCCACUAAAAGUCCAAAUUAAAAAAAUCUAACUUUAAAUUUCUUUAAUUUAACAUUUAAAGAAAUGUCAUAAUGACAGUAUUGGCCUUUCAAUGAGAACAACUCCAAAUCGCUUCUCAGCUAGUUGUGACUGUGAGUUGUGUAGGACAAAGUGACGUCAUCUUCUUUUCCAAUAAUAACGAACGCAGAGUUAAAAGCCGCACAGAUCAUCAGUCCGACUUGAUUUUUGUUUCUUUAAGUGUUUCUGGAGAGUUUUACAUUUGACGACACACGCUGACAUCUGAGCUGUGAACAUGCCGAAGCAGAGACAGUAUUAAAGUGUGUGAAGCACUUAGAACUUAUUUUUAUACCAGGAAAAAGAAAAAUAUCCAGACGCUAUUUGUAUAGAGUUAGUUUGAAUUCUCUUUGCCUCCAUAAUUGACAUGGAAACAGAAACAUGUGACACUGAAUCAAUAAUAAUCUGUGAUGAGAAGAAUUGUGGGUAUUCUGGAGGGUUUUCAUAUCAUAUAAGGAAACCGCUUUGAUGAUCCAUAAUCUUCCCAAAAUAAAGAAACCAAAAUCUGAAGAA